AUGUCGAAUCAAUCCAACCCCCUUCGCCCUACCUUUGAGGGCCUCGUUGCUUCCACUUUUGAUUCCCUGAUUCUCUUUGAGGCUUGCCUGGAUGGUCGUCUGACCCAUGUUCCUCGCCGACCUCAUGAUCGAGAACGCCAGGAUCUUAUCAAGAGCGGCAAUGUCUUCAUCUACGAGGAACACGCCUCCGGGAUCAAACGAUGGACUGAUGGUGUCUCUUGGAGCCCCAGUCGUAUUCUCGGCAAUUUUCUUAUUUAUCGUGAGCUGGAGAAGCCCUUUCCUCCUGGGGAAAAGAAGCGAGCUCUGAAGCGAAAGAAGUGUCCCCCGGGAGGUAUUGGAAAGGCCGAUACGACCUCACAUCUAAACAUGGCUGGCUUUGGCUCAUCCGCUGCCAUGGAUAGUGUCAACGUCAAGGAUACUGAGAGGGCAUUGAUCGGAUCAUUGAUUGACUCGUACCCCUUCAAGCCUGGGGGCCUCGUCAAAAAGACUAUCAGCAUAACGUAUCAGGGGAUCCCUCAUCAUCUCGUCAGCUACUACAAUGUCGACGACGCGGCAGCUGGAAACCUCACUACUCCGUCGCGAAGCUUUGAUUACCGUCGUUAUCAUCCUCGGAAUGAACUCAUCAUGUCUCAAAAUUUCCGUGCUCCUAUCGACGAAGUUCAAUUCGGUCCGGACGAUGAAGGUGGUUCCUCCACCUUUCUCGCAUCUUUGGUACCAGGCUUUGCAGGUGGUUCAUAUGGUCAUAUGCCUCGAGAUAUGUCCAUGGCCGGAUUUCACCCUCCAGUCUCGGCCCCAUACCCAUCUCCUUACACUUACCAACCACAACAACCUCACUACUUGACCGGCAUGGCUCCGUCCAUCCAGGCCCAGAUGCUGCAAGCACCUCCCACCUCAAUGCCAUCCUCGUUGGGCUCUUCUGUGCCGGCAUCAGUACCGCCCUCUGUCUCUCCAGCGAUGCCAUCCAGCGCACCAGCCAUGGCCUACACCCCCCAGCCACAUGGAAAUUAUUCAUACGGCCCUCACAGGACCUCCCGUUUCGGCUCCAGCGCUGGCAUGGCAGGUGAAUUCCCGCGAACUAUGUCGCUACAUGAACCGGCAAGACGAAACUCGGCGUUUGAGCUCACACACACCACGGAACUGGCUUCAAUGCCUCUUGGGUCGGUUCCCGAAACUAGACCUACCGCGAGCGGUAAUGCAUAUGUUAGUCAGGGCUCAUACUAUGAUCCCCAGCGAACCGGCCCGGUUACGGGUCAGGACGAGCAGGCGUUUGCGCAUCUACGACCGAUGAAACAAGAUGCUGAUGCCUUGACCGGGGCAGAGCCUGGGAACCAGCAAUUCAACAUGGACCAAGCCUCGAAUGAGUGGACUCUUGCACAACCCGAUAGCUCGCAUGAUUUGCAAUACUUUGGCAAUAAUUCAAACGCACACAUCACGCAUAAGCAGAAAGCUGAUGGAAAGCGUCUUAGUACCCAAUCCAACCGACCACCACAGACCGAGAUCGACCAGGCCAAAACCGAGACGCAGCUGCAAGCAAAACGAAGCAAUUCGCGAGUCGUUGAUCAAGGGACCGAAGAGGUCAUACACGAGGACAUCUAUACAAUACCCAACAUUUUAACAUUUACAAGACUGGUGGCAGCCCCUGUUGUGGGGUACCUGGUUCUUCACGACUCCUACUCAUGGGCCGUGGGAUUGUUUGCAUAUGCCGGCAUCACGGACCUUCUGGACGGCUGGAUUGCUCGAAAAUGGAAUUGUAAGACUGUGGUUGGAACCGUUAUAGAUCCCAUGGCAGACAAAGCUCUCAUGACCGUCCUUACGAUAUGCCUAGCUGCCAAGGGUGCAUUGCCGUUGUGGGUAGCAACUAUUAUUCUAGGACGAGAUGUAGGCCUCGGGAUAGCUGCCAUAUACUAUCGUUGGAUUUCUCUACCACCACCGAAGACCUUCUCCCGGUACUGGGACUUUUCUCUUCCAUCAGCAGAAGUUCGUCCCACAACAAUCAGCAAGUACAACACUUUCCUACAACUCGGUCUUGUCGGUCUCACAACGGCGGCACCGCUCAUUCACGCUGAUCUGACGUCGACAUUGACGGUCUUGCAAUACGUCGUAGCUGCCACCACUGUAUGGAGCGGGGCUAGCUACAUCUUCACUAAGGAUGCAGUGAAAAUAUUGAAAUAG
Pochonia chlamydosporia 170 is the source of this 2172-nucleotide messenger RNA. Its product is annotated as Gti1/Pac2 family protein. Gene Ontology annotation, molecular function: phosphotransferase activity, for other substituted phosphate groups; DNA binding. The transcript has 4 exons. Gene Ontology annotation, cellular component: membrane. The coding region runs from base 1 to 2172 and encodes 723 amino acids. Gene Ontology annotation, biological process: phospholipid biosynthetic process. Lineage: Eukaryota; Fungi; Ascomycota; Sordariomycetes; Hypocreales; Clavicipitaceae. The record is from RefSeq and is a predicted model, not a curated record.